Tripterygium wilfordii is the source of this 1393-nucleotide messenger RNA. RefSeq names its product DNA excision repair protein ERCC-1. Gene Ontology annotation, molecular function: single-stranded DNA binding; damaged DNA binding. The record is from RefSeq and is a predicted model, not a curated record. The transcript has 9 exons. Gene Ontology annotation, biological process: UV-damage excision repair; mitotic recombination; meiotic mismatch repair. The coding region runs from base 55 to 1239 and encodes 394 amino acids. Gene Ontology annotation, cellular component: nucleotide-excision repair factor 1 complex; ERCC4-ERCC1 complex; nucleus. NCBI's taxonomy places the organism in Eukaryota, Viridiplantae, Streptophyta, Magnoliopsida, Celastrales, Celastraceae.
GAAAAACCGAAAAACACAGAAUAGAGCAGAAGAGCAGAAUCAAAGCCGGAGAAGAUGGAGAACCAGCAAGGUAACACAGAAUCAAAGUCAAAGGUAGUGAUACAGAUACCUUCAUAUCAAGAAGUUCUCGAGAGCUCGCAGCAAAAUUCUUCACAAUCUCUCUUCAAACCUUCCCAGUCUUUCUCUCAGGCGUUCUCUUUCCUCAAAUCCUCCGAAUUUUACUCUCCCCCUCCCUCCUCCUCCAUCUCUUCACAGUCCACCACCACCACCCUAAACGGCGCUGUUCCGAGGCAUAAUGAACCAUCCGAUGUGCCGUCCUCGGCACCGGCAUCAACUUCGGCUGUGGCGUCAUCUAAUCAGAGUCGUAAUGCAAUUCUCGUGAGCCACAGACAGAAAGGAAAUCCGUUGCUCAAACACAUCAGAAAUGCGCGAUGGGCUUUUGCAGACAUUGUUUGUGACUACUUGCUGGGGCAAAGUUCUUGUGCUCUCUAUUUAAGUCUUCGGUAUCAUUUGCUGCAUCCAGAUUACCUCUACUACCGAAUUAGAGAACUACAGAAAAACUUCAAGCUUCGCAUUGUUCUGUGUCAUGUUGAUGUGGAGGAUGUAGUGAAGCCUUUACUUGAAGUUACAAAAACAGCCCUGCUUCAUGAUUGUACCCUAUUAUGCGCUUGGAGUUUGGAGGAAUGUGGUCGCUACUUGGAGACCAUAAAAGUCUAUGAAAACAAGCCUGCAGAUCUAAUUCAAGGCCAGAUGGAUACAGAUUAUCAAUCACGGUUAAACCAUGCUCUGACAACUAUUCGACAUGUUAACAAGACUGAUGUCAUCACCCUUGGGUCGACAUUUGGGUCACUUUCAAAUAUAAUGGACGCAUCCAUGGAAGAUCUGGCUCGCUGCCCUGGUAUAGGAGAGCGCAAGGUGAAACGCUUGUAUGAUACGUUUCAUGAACCAUUCAAGCGUGUGGUUUCCACUCAUCCUGUCGUUCCAGAAAUUCCUGUCCAGAAGGAUGCUGAACCUGGCUCUGCCAAUGAAGCUUCAGAAGGGGUGAACUCAGAAGAAACAAGCAAACGUAAGAAGAAAGAACCUGAAGUUAACAUUAAAUCGGCCCUACAUGCUGCAUUUUCCAAGUAUUCUGAUAAAAUUGGUAAAAAGAACAAUAAACCACGAGGUCAGGGAGAACCGAGCACCCUAAUUGACUCAGAUGCUGAAACUAAGAGUUCCAGUGAAGGAGAUGCAAGUUGAUAUUCUUUUCCAACUCAAAGGCAUGCCAAACUAUCGUACAACUGUAUUUAGAGUUAAUUUAACCCCCGUGCUGUUGUACGGCCAAUGUAUUUGAAAAAUUGUCAUUAGAUUGUAGUUUUAUUGUAUAUAAAUAAAUAUCUUGGAAAUGCAGUAA